This is a messenger RNA of Lepidothrix coronata (blue-crowned manakin), 4204 nucleotides long. RefSeq names its product beta-1,4-N-acetyl-galactosaminyltransferase 4 (gene B4GALNT4). Gene Ontology annotation, cellular component: Golgi cisterna membrane. Bases 1 to 3462 code for a protein of 1153 amino acids. The record is from RefSeq and is a predicted model, not a curated record. Lineage: Eukaryota; Metazoa; Chordata; Aves; Passeriformes; Pipridae. The transcript has 20 exons. Gene Ontology annotation, molecular function: acetylgalactosaminyltransferase activity.
AUGCCGCGGCUCCCGGUGAAGAAGCUCCGCAAGCAGCUGAAGCUGCUGCUGCUGCUGGCGCUGCUCACCUCGGCCGCCUGGUUCACCUACCUGCACAUCAGCCUGGUGCGCCAGGGCCGCGCCCUGCGCCUCCCCUUCGCCUACGGCAGAGAUGGCGAGAGGCCGGGGGAGGUGACGGAUCCUGGCAGGAGGCCGGCGGCAGCCCCGGUGCGGCGCAGGAAAGCCGAGGAUUCCAGCGAGAGCCGCGAGGAGGAUCCGAUGAACGACGGGCAGGAUGUGGAUGGCUGGUUUUCCAGAGGCCAACGUUCCGACCGAGCCACCACCCACCCCAAACUCAACCUGACCAAGCAAGCUUUGCCCUGGAACGAGCAGUACAAGGGGAAGGCAAACUUGCACGUCUUCGAGGACUGGUGCGGUGGGGCCGUGAGGCACCUGAGGAAGAACCUCCAUUUCCCGCUCUUUCCCCACACCCGCACCACGGUGAAGAAGCUGGCGGUGUCACCCAAGUGGAAGAACUACGGGCUGAGGAUUUUUGGCUACAUCCACCCCUUCAAGGAUGGGGAUUUCCAGUUUUCUGUGGCAUCGGAUGACAACUCGGAGUUCUGGCUCAGCUCUGACGACAGUCCCUCCAAUUCCCGGCUGGCUGCAUUCGUGGGCAAGCUUGGCACCGAGUGGACGGCGCCGGGAGAGUUCACCAAAUUCAGCUCCCAAGUCUCCAAGCCCCUGCGCCUCAUGUCCUCCCGGCGCUACUACUUUGAGCUGCUCCACAAGCAGGACGACCGGGGCUCGGACCACGUGGAAGUUGGGUGGCGAGUUUUCCUCCCCAGCUUGAAGUUUGAGGUGAUCGACUCCUCCUACAUCUCUCUGUACACAGAUGAGUCCUCCCUGAAGAUGAACCAUGUGGAGCACAUCCCGCAGACCUUGGCCAGCCACAGCGGGAGCCACCUCUGGGAGGCCCAGCAGGACGAGCACGGGGCCGACAUGCUCAAGUCUGACCCCAGGGACACCUUCUUCCUCACCCCUGCCAUUGAGGCCUCCCGUGUGGAGAACGUGCUGGUGCCCUGUGCCUACAGCCCCACCUACGUGGUGAAGGAUUUCCCCAUCGCCCGCUACCAGGGCCUGCAGUUCGUCUACCUCUCGUUCGUGUACCCCAACGACUACACACGCCUCACUCACAUGGAGACAGAGAACAAGUGCUUCUACAGGGAAUCCCCCCUCUACCUGGAAAAGUUUGGGUUCUAUAAGUACAUGAAGAUGGAUGAGGAGGAGGAGGAUCCGCGGCACCGAGCGUUUCUCUUCCUCAGCCCCGACAAUUUCCUCGAGGAUGAUGAGGAGGAAGGAGUGGACAGCCCUGAGCCCACAGACCCCCCUCCUGAGGCCAAGGAGCAGAGCUUUGGGCCGGCACCCGGAGCCAAAGGGAAGGAUCCCCUGCCGGUCACUGGGGAUUACGGAGACGACCUGGACUACUACAGCUUCCGACGGAAGCGGGGCCGGGCACGGGCCGAAGUGGGCACCCCUGGGCAGCUGGGGAUGUGGAGCACCUCCAGCCCACCGGUGUCCCUCCAGGAUCCCCGUGGCCAGGAGGAUGCCACGCCGGAACAGGGCCCGGGACGGGCGCUCCGUUGGCUGCCCCAGGAGCCCGGCGGGGACGAGGAGGACGAGCUGGGGCUGCCGGCGUCUCCAAAGCAUGGCGGGGCCCUGAGCCUCCAGCCCCACCUCUCCAUGCCUAUCUUUGGUGGCAAAGCCAAAACACCGGGUCCCAGCAGGCCGGCGGCUCCCAGUGAGGACAAGAAGCCCCGGAAAACCCAGGAGAAGGUCUAUGUGACCCGGCUGCAGCCCGGGAAGCGCAAAGCCCCCGCCCAGGAGCCAGCCUUCCCCGGCAUCUUCCUGCACCCAAAGCCUCUGAAGAGAGUCCACCUCCGCUCCAGGACCCCUCAGAAGCAUCCCAUUCCCCUCGGCAAGCUCCGAGCCAUCCCCGGCCGACGGAGCCCCUGGCUCCUGAGCAACAUCUCCAAGGAGAGGGACCCUGCCAGGCGGAAAGGUAGCAGGAGGUGGGAUCGGCCGCCCAAGCAGCGGGCACUGCCCGGCCUCCUCGCCCUGGGGACUGAGGGGCUCUUCAGCAGGGAGACCCACGAAGACACAACCCCUGCCCCGGGCAGGACAGCCCCCACCGCCGAUUACAACUCCUCCGAGGCCGCGCGCUCCGAGGGGACGCGGGUGACAUCCUUCCUGAAGAUGUCGGAAACAACGGCGUCGCAGCAGGAGGAGGGAAAGGGCCAGGAGGAGGAGGAGGAGGAGGAGGAAGAGGUGUCUGACUACUCCUACGAGGUGGGGGAGCUGCAGCAGGGCUGGCUGGAGGACUCCAUCAACUGGCAGCGGACGUUCAGCGUCAGCUCCGUGGACUUCGAGCUGCUGCGCUCCGACUGGAACGACCUGCGCUGCAACGUGUCGGGCAACCUGCAGCUGAGCGAGAGCGAGGUGGUGGACGUGGUGGCCCAGUACAUGGAGAGGCUCAACGAGAAGAACGGAGGCAUCUACACCCUCCUGAGGAUCAUCAACGUGGAGAAGCGCCGGGAUACAGCCCGGGGCAACCGGUACCUGCUGGAGCUGGAGCUGUCGGAGCGGGGCCAGCGCACGGUGCGGCUCUCCGAGUACGUCUACGUCCUCCUGCACCAGGGCAAGCAGGACGACAGCGCCGAGGCCAACCCCGACGGGCUGGCCCUGGGGGCCACCGAGCCCCAGCCCAGUGCCUGGAGCAUCCUCUAUGGAAAACCCGUCCUGUGCCGGCCCCUGCGGCUCAGCUGGAGGCAGGACGUCAUGGUGCACUUCGUGGUGCCGGUGAAGAACCAAGCCCGGUGGGUCCAGCAGUUCAUCUCGGACAUGGCCGGCCUCUACGGGGCUACGAGGGACGCCAACUUCAACGUCAUCCUGGUGGACUUCGACAGCGAGGACAUGGAUGUGGAGAAGGCCCUGCAGGACGCCCGGCUGCCCCGGUUCCAGUACCUGCGGCGCACUGGGAAUUUCGAGCGCUCAGCUGGGCUCCAGGCCGGUGUGGACAUGGUGGAGGACGAGCACAGCAUCGUGUUCCUCUGUGACCUGCACAUCCAUUUCCCACCCAACAUCCUGGACAGCAUCCGGAAGCACUGCGUGGAAGGGAAGCUGGCCUAUGCGCCCAUCGUCAUGAGGCUGAGCUGUGGCAGCUCCCCCCGGGAGCCCAACGGCUACUGGGAGGUGAACGGUUUUGGCCUCUUCGGCAUCUACAAGUCGGACUUUGACCGCGUGGGAGGGAUGAACACGGAGGAGUUCCGGGACCGCUGGGGCGGGGAGGACUGGGAGCUCCUGGACAGGGUGCUCCAGAGUGGGCUGGAGGUGGAGCGCUUGCGCCUCAGGAACUUUUACCACUACUACCACUCCAAGCGCGGCAUGUGGAACGCCCGCAGCAAGAAGCCCUCCAAGGAAUAGCCCCCGAGCCCGGCCCGUAGCCAAAAAACCCCGGUGCCCCCCUGCCCCCGACUGCCACACCCCGGUGCUGGCAGGAGGGCACCCCAGCACCCACUGCAGUUAUCCUGGGGAAGGGGGAGCGGGGAGGGCCGAGGUGGGUGGUGUUUGUUUUCUUAAGGGUCUAAUUUCUUAGUCAGCAACGAAUUUAUUAACUCCUUUGUGCUGGGACAGCGGGUCUCGGGGGGCUGGGCCGGGUUCCAAGGGGCUGUGCUGGGUCCUGGGAGGCUGUGCCAGGCUGGGGAUGAUGGAAGUGGAAUAGUGGCACCCAGGGUCCCCACUGGAGCUCACUUUGCAGCCCCUUUCCUGUUGUUGUCCCUCUCAAAAUACCAAGUACCUCAUCCCUAUGUCAGGCUGGGGAGCUGAGCCUUGGGGGAGCUGCCGGUACCCACAGGUAUGAGGGGGCUCUGAACCCACUGGGGCUGCCCUAAUGCUCCUGCUCCCCUUCCAGGACCUGUGGAACCCCUGUGGAGGGAAGGAGGGUCUGGCUGUGCCCUGCAUUUGGGGACACGAUGUGGGUGGGGGGCAGAGCCCCAGGGGAGGCUGGGCUGGGGUGGGGAUAGGGCAGAGCCUGCAGCAGGUACGGGCAGAUGACGUUUCCAAGCUAAUUUCUGUGAAAUUAUAAGGUAGGAAGCUGUUUUCAGGAAGUUUUGUCUGUUUGGGUUUGGUUUUUUUUUAUUCUUAAAAAAAUAAAAUCAAUGUCUUG